ACUGAAUCCGCAACAUCGAAGCCUGAGCUACUUUUGCCACAUCCAAAACCAACACAUCUCACCAUGAACUUUUAUAAGAUCUUCGUCUUUGUCGCUCUUAUUCUGGCCAUCAGCCUGGGACAAUCUGACGCAGGAUGGCUGAAGAAAACUAGGGAUGCCACAAUCCAGGGUCUGGGAAUUGCCCAACAGGCAGCCAAUGUUGCAGCAACUGCUCGCGGUUGAAGACCAUAAUAACUCAUUGAAAUAUAUUUAAGUCUUAUUUAUUGAUUAAUCAUAAUAAAGAAAACUUUAUGAAAA
Molecule: messenger RNA, 297 nt
Organism: Drosophila ficusphila
Lineage: Eukaryota; Metazoa; Arthropoda; Insecta; Diptera; Drosophilidae
Product: cecropin-C-like
Exons: 1
Coding region: 64-222 (52 amino acids)
Biological process (GO): defense response to Gram-negative bacterium; defense response to Gram-positive bacterium; antibacterial humoral response
Cellular component (GO): extracellular region
Source: RefSeq, a predicted model, not a curated record